AUGUUUAUGGUGCAUGGAGUGUUUUUUUGCACUGUGCUUUUUUUGCACACUGCAUUUCAUAAAAUAAGGCCUCUGGAUGGUAAUAUAAGCCGUAUAUAUAAUAUGAAAUGAAAGGACUUUUUAAUGAAAAUAUGAUCCUCCAUAAGCUAAAAAAUUUUUUGCAAUGCGCUUUAAAUCCCAAGCAUUAGCAGUAAGCAUCUUCUUUGAGAACGACGUUUUACUUUGUUCUCUCGGCCAGGUGAAGAGACUUCCUUGCAAACAUAAAUUUAAAUGAUGUCUGACAGUAGGGCAGUAAUUCCUUACUACAGUCUGAAUUGCUGUCCUCAUACUGAACUCUGCAAUGCUAAAGGAUGCCUUUAUGUAAAACAAAAAAUGCAAGUGGAAAAAAAAGACUUCCUUCAUUGGUUAAUGCUUACUUUUUGUCCUCUUUUUUUCAGUCGACUUUUUGGCAAAAUACUGCAUCUUCAGCCAGGAGAAGUUGGCGGAGUAUAAAAGGGCUUUUGAAGCGGUAAGGGUAAAUUCAGAAUCUUUUUUUUUUUUUUCUCCUCCUGCACUCCUCCUAUGUCUGUAGACAGUUAAGCAGAACUAAUAAGAACCUUUGCUUGUGGUGCACGUCUUAUGAAUUGCCCGAACAUCAAAUGUAACUUUAGAAUGGAGGCACGCUUUAUUCUUUCUGUAAAAGUGUUCCCCAAUCUAUUCUUUAUUUACAUGCCGUGAGUCUGAGCAUACACAGCCGUUUUGAACACACACACACAAAAAAAGAAAAGGCCAUUAAACAAAUUAACAGGAAUGGGAAUGACUAAUACAGUAGUCUUGGCAUUCACAAUUUGAUUAGUCUGAAUUUAAUACACAAUAGCUGCUCCAAAGCAGAAGGUAAGUAAAACUGCUCUUUAAUAACCCUGCACAAUUAAAUUAUGGUGAUGAAUUCCCCAUCCUGUGAUUGUAAAUAUAGUACCCUUAUUUGAAUUGAUGGGGGGGUAAAUCUUCAAUGUCAAGGAUGUGACUGUAAAUUAAAUCAAAAUAAGGCAUAUUGAGUGUGAAAUGUCCAAAAAAAAUGUAAACAUUUUAUUUUAUAAUAAAAUUAUGCUUAGAUUUGUUUUGGUUAUACUUAUAAAUACCAUAGAUAUAUUUUACUAAUGUAAAAAUUAUAUUUGCUGCAACAUGGCAUAAAUCAUUUUGCUAAAGCUACAUUAUAUAGUAAAAAAAACAAAAUGAACUGCUAAAUUUUGUCCAUGUUGCAUGUUUGCUGUGUGCACUCUUAACUGGCUACAGGCUAGACUUGUACACGACAAAUUCAGAUUAUAUUUUUUUUUUUUUGAUAAAACAUUUCUUCAGGACAGCUGAAUUUCGGCAUUAUGUCAGUUUGGCUUGGCAGAAUUUAUUAGUCACUUCUUGAUCUGUGAAUGAAAUCUACAUUUAGUGUCUUCCCCUAGCCACCAGUCAUCUUUUUUUCCCAUCGAUAAUCUCUUUUUUGGGCACCUUGGGUGGAAUUCAGAAUCAUAAAUCAAAACAAACAUUGCGGCCUUUCAGUAGGUUCAUGAUUUGGUUACAUUUCAGCGUGUUGAAGGGUUUAAGAAUUUGACAAUCAUCCAAUUGGCCCAAAUUUGGAAAAUUUGCAUUUUAGCCCAAAACAAAUCUUCUAGACUACUACAGGCAAAGCUUUACUUUCCUAUGAAGAGAUUUCACCAAUCCUUUAAUAUUUUAUGGCCUAUGUGGUCUGGUCCAUGUAAUAUGAUCUUUUAUCCAUAAGCACCUGCCCAAUUAUAUCCCCCAGCCACUAUUCUACAAAAUUGCUCAAUAAAUCAAUAGCAUCCAUAAGUAAAUUUUUAUGAUAAUGUAAACAAUUCAACUUACGCAAUAACAAACAGAUGCUGUUAAUGUACAGUUUGUCAUGAACACUGUUUUUGUAUACCUCUGGAUACAUAUUAGCACAAACAUGUACAAGUACAAAUACUACACAAUUUUAAAGAUAUGUAUACACUAAGUAUGUUUUAUUAGUAUAUACAUGUAUGUGUAUUAAACUACUAAUUCUAAACUUCUAACCUACUCAACUUCCCUUACAGGUGGAUAGUGAUGAAGAUGGGUAUUUAGAUUGUAUGCAAGUUCUAAUGGCUUUGAAAGAAAUUGUACCACCUCAUUCACUAACCGAUGCUGAAGAACUCUAUGUGUAUAGGGUAAGAAAUUUAGUGCAUGUUUGGGAUUUUCCCACUUUUUUACAAUUGUUUAUGCAUCAGACCUGUACUCCUAAUCUUGUUACAAUAACGGGUGAGCAGUCACAACGUACACAGUUAGAAUGGUAGGGCAAGGGGUUCUGUUCCCCAAUCCGCCAUCAGCAGUAAUGCCGUGGCCUCUAGUCUAAACACAUCUUAUUUGGUCAUGGGGAUUGCUGUCUCUUUCACCACUACAUCUAACAUCACCACCUCUACCACCACAACCACAAUUAACAGUAUUUAGCUUCAGGAUAGUAGGCUUAGGAGCAUGUCCGUAAAGGCCAAUUCACAACCCAGUAGAAGAUUGUAUUUUUCUCAGCCUUUUAAUGUUGCAAUAAAGUGUGGUGCGCUUUUGCUUCCACUGGGAUUGUAGCUUCGUUGUGAUAGCUAGUUGAAGUGGUCCUCGGAGCAAGGGGUCACAAAAACCAGUGGACUUGUUGCCAUUGCCUGUUUUAUCUAUUUCUUGUAGCUGGAAAGAAGCAACAAAAGGAGGGCUCAAAAGAGACUUUGCUGGUGCCAUCAGAGCCACACAUUAUUGAAGAUUAUUGAAGAGGUAGAGCAGAAAACAUCUUCUACUAGUGCCAGAAGGAGCUCCCACAGGGAUAUUAUUAGCAUCAUUACCGUUACCAUUAGUCAGCCAAGUGUUAGGCUAGUGUUGAGACAGUUUUUACUGCUACCGAUGCAAAUCCAGUUUCCUCAACCACGCAGCGAAUGGUUGAGGCUAACACGUUGUGUCAAAGCAAAGUUUGGCAUUACUUUGGCAGCCUCCCAGAAUGGCACAUUUCAAAGUUUAAAAUGUGUGGAAAGGAAGUGAGUAGGGGGAGAGUGUAGGGCAUUUUUCAAGUGCUGGUUUGGAUCACCCAACAUAUGCAAACACACAACAAGUCUUUCAUACUUAGGAAAGAAGCAGAAAGAGAACGUUCUAUGGCAAGCAGCAGGUCUAGUUGUAAUGUAUCUAAUUCUGUGCUAUCAACUAUCUCCACUGGUACCUCCUCCACUACUACCACCUUGAGGUUCAACAGUUAAAUGUUGAGUCUGGUGCCACUAGCCAACAAGGACCAGUGGACUCCCUGGAAUCUGUCUGUUAGUCAACACUUUUGUUUUUCAUUUUACUUCAGGGGCAUGUCCACACAGCAGUCUAACAAAAUGAUCUGCCUUAUUAACCAGUUGAUCGUUGUAAGAGGCACUUUCUUUUUCAUGAUAGAAGGGAGUCCUUUAAACAGGUGACAGAGGCCCUUGCUUUGUAAUAUAUAAUUCCCUCUGAUUCACUUUCAGCAGGGACAUAGUUCCACAUCGCCUGGGCAUAUUGGUGGUAGUAGAGGAGGUCACCCUUAGAACCAUGGCAGCCUGGGAGUGAAUUUGUAGGGCAGCAAGGCUAUCUAUUGAUCUCUCCAGUUACAAGUUGAAAUGAUUGCUAGCCAACUAUUGAGACAGGAGCAAGAGAAAAGAGGGUUUUCCAUACACCACCUAUAAAAGGAGGGCAGCAUGCGGUGGAACGCAACUUUAAAGGGACAGUAUAGGCACCCAGACCACUUCAGCUCAAUGAAGUGGUCUGGGUGCCAGGUCUCCCAGGUUUUAACCCUUCAGAUGUAAACAUAGCAGUUACAGAGAAACUGCUAUGUUUACAUUGCAGGGUUAAUCCAGCCUCUAGUGGCUGUCUCACUGAUAGCCGCUAGAGGCACUUCUGUUUUCGGUUUUAACCCCUUCAGCGCCAAGGGAGGGGGACCCUGAGGGUGGGGGGGUCCCAAUGAUGAUAUAGUGUCAGGAAAACGAGUUUGUUUUCCUGACACUAUAGUGGUCCUUUAAAUAAGAAGUUUGGAACAGUAGAGGGCAAUCCAUAGUCUAUCUUACCACCACUACAUUGGUGUUUAUACCCCACUGAGGUGUAAGGAUUGCAGAAUAAUAGGGCAGUUACUGUGAGUUCUUAGUUUAAAGAUGUGACAGAAACUUCGAGCCAGUUUGGGACAGAUCACCCUUGUUUACCCACCUUAUAAACAAGAUGGAUGCCUUCUUGAGUGAACAAACUGGAUGCCUUCUUGAGUGAACAAACUGUUAAUUGCCCUGUAUUGAUGUUAGCGUUCCUGUGUGAUCCUAGGAUUAGGGUAAAGUGGCACUCUGAUACAAUAGCCUGAUAUACUGGACGGGCAGGCUUAUUAACACUGUCUGUGAUUUGCAGCUAUAAAGUGGCAUGGAAGAAAGAUGUGCCCAUUGAACAUAGCAUGGUGUCAUUUUCUACUGCUCCCUACAGCAGCGGUGUCACCCUAACCCAACAAAGCUGAGUGGAGCAGCUGCAGUUUGGGCUGAGGCAAAAGUAAAUUAGCACCCAGCCAAUAACAGACUGUUAAAGCCUCUGAAGUAGUUAGAGCUUACCUGUGUGAACAGCAUUGUCUCCUUUAAGCUAUUAGAAUAAUAAGAAGAGUGAGUAAAGCUGCCCAGCAGCCAUUUUCUCUUACGGGGAACAUUCUGAAUCAAGUUCAAGCUCCCGAAGUUGGCUUACACUGCACUUCACUGUGAUACUUGAGGUGUCAUCAUCUGCUAGCUAAGAUCCAAUUGGCCUAUCACCUCUCCCUUCAAAAUGUAUAAAAGUUUCCUAAAAUCCAGCAAUAAAAAAAUGUGCAAUUAUAGUUCUCCUGCUGCUUAUGCUGUUGCGGUUCCCUCCAAUUUUCAAGUACCUUUCAUAGUGGUAGUUUUGCCCUGCCUGGAUGAGUAUUGCUGGACAUAUUACCUCCUCAGAUGCUAUUAAGAGAAGCUGACAGAGUUUUUUUCCAAACUGAAGUAUGAUCACUGACGCUACAGACUGGAUAUGUGGGAAAGCUUUCUUGCCCAGAUGGAAGGGGUGAGUAAGUGGUCAACUGCUCACUGACGUUUUCUCACAUUUUUGGACUCCCCUUUUAUCAAUUUAAAAUGACUCCUGCUCUUUAUUAAUACAAUUUUACAAAUACAUUUUUGGGAGGGUGUUUGGAUUGAGGACUGUAUCCUGUAGUGGCUUUUACUGCCCAUGGGUUUAACUCCCACCAGUCUCAGGCAGGCCGAAGAAGCAAUGUAUUCUAUGCAUGAUCCCCCAUUAUACAUCUCUUGAUUGCUCUUAUCAGUGUUGAGACAUACAUGUAUCAUUCUGCCAGAGAUUAUGGGGAGUUUUGCUACCAGAUAACAACUGCUAUGUGCAGCUGCUUUCAUUUUAACUCAUCCUUCUCCAGAGCUGCAAAUAGCCUGGUUGUUUAUUUGCCAUAAUCACACUCAUCCAGCGGUCAUAGAUCCUAUUCAGCCAACCCCCCACACACAAUCACAGCCCACUCUGCACACACAUAUCACGCUCAGCCAACCUCCACUCCAAUACACUCAUGUGUAUUGCUUAGGGCAGGGAUAGGCAACCUUCGGCACUCCAGAUGUUGUGGACUACAUCCCCCAUAAUGCUCUUACAACCAUAGUGCGGGCAAAGCAUUAUGGGCGGUGUAGUCCAAAACAUCUGGAGUGCCAAAGGUUGCCUAUGCCUGGCUUAGGGUAUCUAAGAGGGGCAAAGGGGAUGGAACGGGUCCAGUGGUUCCUAGUUAUGCCCCUGAUGGGAAUGGCAUUUCCCAACUCUGCCCUAAGGUUAAAAGAUCUUUAACCCCAACAUAAGCCCUAACUAUGCAUGCAUUAGGACUUAUUAUGUUUUCAUAGCCCUGAAAUGACAUUAUACCCCCUUUGAAUACCUGCAUAUAAUUACAAAUACCUAAAUAUUUAUAUUAUACAGCGGGGGCCAACAUCCAGAGUAGGAUUUGAUAGCUAUAUAACUUAUUUGUUAGUACUUCUAUUUUUUUGAAGAUAGAUAUUAUACUCGAGUCUUGGGAGAUUGAUCAUGGGUAAUUUCCCAAAGGAACAACGAGUAAAAAUAGUGGAAUUUUUAUUUUGAAAACUUCUUGGCGAGUGAAUAAUUUCAAGAAAUUCCCAGAUUAAUUGGCUGCCACGAUUGCCCGUUCUUUCUGUUCCAGGCUACUUUCUGUCAGGGAUAACUGAAGUAGCGGGUGUACAUGGACGAACCGCAUACACGUGAGCAGCUCUAAGAAAAUAAUCUAAAUUAGAGCGCUAGAGCCUCAAACAUUAACUAUUACUAUGAACAAUGCAAUCGGAAGAUCCCAACUUUGUGAGGCGGCAAAUGCUGCUCAUUUAAAAGAGGACAUCUUCCGUACCUAGUCAAACAGAUCUCCAUAUGUUAAGCAUUCAUUGUAUGUAACAUCAGUGAAAUUGGUUCAUUAAUAUAAAAGUUUUUGACUCCUCAAGUCCUACUCUGAAUUUUGGCCCACCCUGUAUAUGACCUAUGUAUAACUUAGUCAAAAGGCCAGGCCCGUGAACAAAGACUCUGGAAUAAUGACUCAUAUCUUUAAUAACCAUUGUUGAUCCCUUGUGUGUUCAUUAGCUAAAAAUGCCUCCUGAAUUAGGCACCACACACGCACAGCCACUAUUUCUCUUAAAUCACGCUCUUUCUUAGGUACAUGUUGGCAAAGGGCCAAGUGCACCCAAUGCUUGCUAUAAUAGACAUGUAAAGCAAUCCUUGCGGUAUCUUAAUUCAUAAUUAUCCUGCACUGGGAAGGUUGAAUGCUGUUCAGACAUCAAACAGAUAUCAAAUUACCAACUGAUUUAAUUCUAGUAUGCUAAUAUAUAAACCAACUGGGAGGCAAUAGCUCUAUAGCUUUGGAACCAAGUUUUGUCCCAUGCCUUAGUAUUCAUAUUGCCAUUAUGACACAUCAAUUAAGUAAUGUUUGCCAUUAUUGUUUCAUUUCAUUGACUCUAUCAGACCCAUUUUAUCCGUCUGUCAGCAUUAUUGUAUUCCAUCUCCCAAUCAGAUUAAAAAGAGAAUACAUCGCCUUAUAGGCUUUGACCUUACUGAAUGAAUGUCCUUCCUGUGAAAUAAUAAUGCUAAUGAAUCAGUAAAAAUCCUUUAUUGUCAUGUAUUAUUGUGUGUUUGCUUUAUCUGUGGUUUCUUUUCUUAUGAAAUGUUAAACCACAAAGGUAACACAGAACAUUUUUCUUCUGCCUUGUACGUGUGCCUCCAAUAAACAUUGCUUUUAUUCACGGCUUCCAUGUUUUGUUUUCUACGUACAAAAACCUUUUUUUUUUUUUUUUUUAAAUACAAAUAAUACAAAAAAAACAAACAAGUUAAACAAAGUUUUCAAAGACGACAUAGAAAAAGGGGCUUGGGUACCAGGUUAGAAUAGACAGAUAUUCUCUCUAUAAAGGCAUCACCUGAAUGUAAUAGAGUUUUAAAGGAAUACUUUGUUGUUAUAAAACCCUGAACGGGGGGAACCAAAGUUCUCUAGGUUUGUAUUCAAUACUUGAAACACAAAAGCAAUUGGCUGGAAAAAAAAAGAAGUUUUUUGUUGUGAAACAAAGCUUUGUAGGACGCAAUCAUUGGUUUUUUUUUUUCCCCCUCUCUACAGAAUGGCUGUAUUCAGAGCAUGGAAUAUGAAAGAAGCUAUAAUUAAACUUAACAUAAUACUAGUUCUAAUAGUAUUUUAAAAGACCUUGAAUAAAGUUGUCGUGAACGUUCUUAAUAGACUUUCAUGCAGGAAGACAAUUGAUUGUAAUGAAAGCUGAGAUAGUGAAAAAGUGAGGCGGUGGGAUGUACUUUAGCUUUUACAACUGCAUUUUGACAGUGGUAUAAAGCAAACAUAAAGGGUUUAAGUAGCACAAACUCUUCUACUGACGAAGAAUUUGAAAACAUUAAGGAUAUACUGUUUUUAGUUGCGUGUUUAAACAUGCCAUUUACCUUCUGUGUCACAUUCAAAUGCAUUUUAAUACAAGCAUUAUCCUGUGACCUUUUUCACUUUCUACGUUUAUAAACUGACUUAAAGUCAUUGGGUACACAACAGGUCCAAAUGAACAUCCUUAGUGCUUAAUGGGUACAGGGAAAAGAGGUUGUCACAGACAAGUUAGAUCUAUGAUCUCUUUUCGGGGGGUCUUCUUGAAGACCACUGUAUGUGACCCUGCUUCUAUGUUAUGUAUAAUUAAACUCAUUGCAGCUGAUGUUAAGACAAACAAAGGAAAAGGUAGAAUAUGGGGGCGGGGGGGAGUACAUAUUUGACUUAAAAGGAUUGCAAACACACACAGACAUACGUGUAACAACGUUGGUUCUUUGUUUUGCAUUUUAUUCAAAGUGCAUUGUUUAACAAUCCGUGUAUAUAACAGGAAUUGUAUUUAGAUUUAUCAUAUGCAUAUACAUGAGGAUAUUUUCAGAAAAAAUUAUAUUAAACAAUACAGUACUUAAGAUAACAUAUUUAAUAAUACGAAUACACGCACAUUUAUAUUUUAUAUAUAUGUUUACACACACAUACACAUGCACAUACACACAAAUAUAAAAUAUAGAGAGGCAUAUAUAUGCCUUUACAAUAGAUAUUAUAACAAAUUUGCAACAUAACAUGUAAACAGUCACAGGUACACUUCAAAAAUAAUAUUGUUGUAAUAAAGGUAAUUUCAUAUAUUUUUGUCUGUUUCUAUCAAGUCACAAACACAAAGCCAAAUGAUACUUUCUAUAGGCCAGGCACUGAGCUAAAUCUGUACAAAAGAGCAUCAUAGCCCAAAGCAAGUUGUCACUCUUGGGUGCUUUAACAUAUUCAAUUGCUUGAACUCUUUAAUGGGAGAAAGCUUAUGUGCAGUUCAUGAGCAUCUAUCAAUAUUAGAUGGUGAGUUCAUUCUGCCAGCAUAUGCACUAUUUAUUAUCGGCAUUGCUGGUGCCCAGAUGAAUGUCUUUUAAAGCUUGUUUUGCUUGCUAUGCUAAUGUAGCCUGUGUUUGCAACAAUCAAAACUCAUUAUCCUUCCCUCCAAGCACAGUUGCAAUCUGGUCAUUUCAAAUUCUUCAUCAUCUCAGCUCCCCCAAUCUCUUCUUUUUUUUUCAGAUUUUAGAGAUUGUUGACUAUUAUGUAACAGAUGGCCUAACAGACCUAAGACUCUUCGCUGUGAUGGCUAGCUUGGCGCAAAAAAUAGCAGCACUAGAGUGA
This is a messenger RNA of Pelobates cultripes (western spadefoot toad), 9184 nucleotides long. NCBI's taxonomy places the organism in Eukaryota, Metazoa, Chordata, Amphibia, Anura, Pelobatidae. The record is from the annotation of a GenBank genome assembly.